AUACACAUAAGCAACAUAAACUCAAGAAAAUGGUUGCAGAGGAGACAGUAAUACCUUUUGGGGGAGCUCUACGAUCUAGCCAACAGCCCUGCCUCUUUCUUGUUGCAGUCAGUUUCAUCAUCAGAUAGAAACAGUGUUACACUACUUGAAAAGGACACAAAGAUGAGAACUCCCAAAGAAAAAAAUGAAGCAAUUUCUAAGAAAAUACCAGAAUUUGAAGUGGAAAAUUCUCCAUUAUCAGAUGUUGCAACGAAUACAGAGAGUAGUACAUUUGGAGGGUCUCUGCCAGCUAAAAAAAGUGAUCCAUUUCAACAAGAGCAAGAUCAUUUGGUAGAAGAGAUUGCCAGAGCAGUUUUAUCUGAUUCACCACAACUCUCUGAAGGAAAUGAAAUAAAAUUAGAGGAACUAAUUGACUCUCUGGGUUCUAACCCCUUCCUAACAAGGAAUCAGAUUCCCCGAACUCCAGAAAACUUGAUAACUGAAAUUAGGAGCUCAUGGAGAAAAGCUAUUGAAAUGGAAGAAGACAGAACUGCAGAACCAACUCAAAUGGAUGCUGAACAUAGAGAAGUAUUGCCAGAAUCAUUACCUGUGUUGCACAGUCAAAGAGAAUUUAGCAUGGACGAUUUUCUCUUAGAAACCACUGUGUCAGAUUUUGGCCAGUCUCGUUUGACUGAAGAGAAAGUUGUUUCAGAUUGCAAGUGUGUGCAUCAGAAACCUGUACUGACCAGUCACAUAGAUGAACCACCAACACAAAGUCAGUCAGAUUUGUUAAAUAAGAAAGUAAUUUGCAAGCAAGAUUUGGAAUGUUUAGCCUUCACCAAGCUUUCAGAAACUAGCCACAUGGAGACAUUCUCCCCAGCUGUUGGCAAUAGGAUAGAUGUGAUGGGUGGCAGUGAAGAGGAGUUUAUGAAAAUAGUGGACCACUUAGAAGUUUCUUGUAACAAACCUUCCACAAAUAAAACUAUGUUGUGGAACUCUUUUCAGAUAUCAAGUGGAAUUAGUUCUAAGAGUUUUAAAGAUAAUGAUUUUGGCAUAUUACAUGAAACUCUUCCGGAAGAAGUUGGUCACCUAAGUUUUAAUAGUUCCAGUAGUUCAGAGGCCAAUUUUAAACUGGAGCCAAAUAGUCCUAUGCAUGGUGGCAUUCUUCUAGAAAACGUUGUGGGAGGGAGACAGAUUACUCCAGAAUCAGACUUCAAUAUACAGGCUCUUCGCAGUAGAUACGAGGCUCUGAAGAAAUCUCUUUCCAAGAAAAGGGAAGAAUCUUACCUCUCGAAUUCCCAAACACCCGAAAGACACAAACCAGAAUUGAGCCCUACUCCCCAAAAUGUACAAACAGAUGAUGUGCUUAACUUUUUGGACACCCGUGAUUUGCAUACUGACCAUACAAAGACAUCUUUACCCAUGUCCAUCGGUGAAAGAAAACAGUCUCUUUCACCACUAAUUAAGUUUUCUCCAGUGGAACAAAGAUUGAGGACCACAAUAUCAUGUAGUCUUGGAGAACUACCUAAUUUAAAAGAAGAAGACAUUUUGAAUAAGAGCCUUGAUGCAAAAGAACCACCAUCUGACUUGACAAGAUGAAGACAUACCUAUUUAAUAUAACUAUGAUGCACUUAAAUUGAAGCUAUGCCACAGGAUAGAAACUGAAUUAUAACUUAAAUACAUGUUGGAAGUGUAACACUGUUUUUCAAGGUUUUAAAAAAAUUCCAAAUGCCUUUUAGCCUUCUUUAAUAUUUUUAGGUAAGGAAAGUAUGUUUGGAUUUUUUCUCUUUGUAGGUAUAUGAGAUUGAAAUAUGAAGUAUUUGGAAAACAAACGUCAAGCAAUGGGAAGCCAUUUUGAUUUCUUGAGUAAUCUUGUAAGCAUUAAGUGAAUGACAAAGUAGUAGUGUAACUAAUUUCUUAUGUUAUAACUUCAGUCAGUUAAUAUAAGGAUGAGUAGUUUUUGUUGUAUGUUCACUAAGUGGUUAAUAGCCAUUGAAUAUACUAAUCUUUCAUCGUAGAGAACUAUACAACUUUUAUUGUUUCUUUAUGGAACAUUCUGGCUAACCAGAAAAAGUGAGAAAAGUAGUACCUUGGGAUGUGUAGUCAAGAUGACAAAUUUUAAGACUGGAAAAGCUCUAAACAAGCUUAAUGAUUAUUCAAGUAGAAUGAUCCUAAGAAGUGAUGUUUGGUGGAAUAAAGUGCAUGUGAUGAUUAAGUGAAGACUGGGGCAGAAUGAUUUAAAAAAAGGAAAAAGAUGGAAGAAGAUGAGUAGACACUUGUAAGGAACACUGUCAAACUAUAAACCCAUUCAGUGGGUUGUGUAACAUUUAUAUUUAGUCUAAUUUAGACUUUGAUAAUUUAACUUAAUUCUACUUUUAUAUUUUAACAAAAAUAUAAAUUAAAAUUUUCAUUAGUCUGUUUUAUUGUUGUUGGGUUAUUUUGUACUCCCUGUUGAGAGAAGGGAACAAGGAACAACCAUCAAAAUUCCUCAGUCCCUACAGAAUAGCCCCACAAUAACUUGAGAAAACUGAACCUGGAGUUAAAUAACUUGUCACACUUGUAGUCUCCUGCCUCACUCCUUCAAGUGCCCUGCCUAGAAAAAGACUUGGGUCUAGCAUCCAAGUGAACACAUACUAUUGCCCUCUGUGAACCAGGAGGAAUGGAACAGGCACUGGAAGGGUGAUAGUACCUACAAUACCCUUUGUAGUCCCCAUCUCACAACCAUCAAAAUCUUAUCCACUAGCCCCCAAAAAACUGGCAAGGAAAGAAGGUGGAGGGGAAAUUUAUGGAAGUAGAUGGCUUAAUAGUUCAUCUCUCUUCAUUUAUCUUGGACUGCCUUUCUCUAAGUUGUUUGUCUUGUCCCAGUGUGAAGACUCAUCUUUUUGUGAGAAAAGACAAAAUGAAGCACAUGUAACUACCUUCUUUGCAAUAGAAAAGCAGAAGAAAAAAAGCUUCUAAGUUGCUGUUUUCUUUUAUUAGUUAAUAAAACAAAUCAGGGACUAUGCAGGUCUAUGGGGAAACCUUUAGUCUGCUUUAAGAAAACUCAGUAUCUGAAAAUCUUAGCAUGUAACGCUAUCAUAUCAGCAUCUGCAGAAGUGCCAAGGCCAUUGCUAGACACUUAAUGUGUAUUAUUUCAUUUAAUUAUAUUUUAAAUGUGCUUCCCUAGUAAUUCUUAAGCUCAAGAAAGAGUUUGAGAACUGCUGCUAGGAAAUAGAGAUUCACAUUUAACCCUGUUGUACUUUUAAGAAGCAGGUAUGUUGUUUCAUAUAUACUUCGGUAGAGAUUGUUAACUAUCGAUAGGGAAGCUCAAGUUCGCCACUCAAGUCUGAGAAACCCUUAAUUACUGAGAAUCAAAUGAGCAGAAUGUCUGUAGACAUUUUGGAUUUGUAAAAAUCACGUUGUUGAGUUAUACCUGUGAUAGGCGGAAAGUUUUUGGCAUUCUUUCCUGUUCUUCAUAUUCCAGUACCAUAAACAAAAAAUAUCUCAGAUCUGUCACUUUCUUCUCCUAAACCAAAGUGAUUGCGGCUUUUUGCCUGCAGCCUUUUCCCUAUCCAAUAUCUCCUGCAUAGUUACCUUUUGAUCUUAAGAACUGUGUUGAUUGGGUCACUUCCUUGCCUGAAAUUCCACUAAUGGUUCAUUGUUAAUUCUAAAACAGAGUUCAAAUUUAAAGGCAUGUAAGUUCCCCUAUAGCAGAUUUCUUCUAUUCCCCCUUCUGCUGUAAUCUCCCUUUUUUUUUUUACUGAAAUGCUUCAGUGAGCAUGGGUCUUUAGGGGUCUUGGUUUACAAUUUUUCUGAAGCAGGAAUACCUUGCCUUCCUCUACUAGGUUUACCACAAUUACAGCUCUCUUUUAAGCCUCAGAAAAAAUGUCACUUCCACCUUGAAGUCUUAAUCCACGCUUUUUAUAUCCAUGUGCCUAUUCCUUCUCUGAAAUCUCCUAUGGUUUAUCUUAACUUUUUAUUCAUUUUAUGUCCCACUAAUUGAUUUUAUUAUAUAUUUUUUAUGGUUGCAUGUGGUCUCUCUAGUUAUAGCAAUACAUACAUACAUACAUAAAUACAUACACACCUAUGUAAAUGUGUGUCGGGAGUAUGUAUUCACACACAGAUACCCCAAGGCCAUGUGUCAUCUUUAUCAAUUGUUUAAGUUUUGGAAUUGUUUAGUUUGCCUCCUAUAUCAUGGAAUAAAUGGUAAAGAGGGCUAAUUCAUUACUGUAAGUGGAUUUCUCAUUACAUUCAUAUCAGACAUUAUAUAGAAUGUACUGUUUUGUUCACUGUUUGUAAGAUACAAAGGUGUAUAAACUGACCUCUACAUCAGCUUGAAACCUGAGAUAAUGUUAAAAUGUUCUAGUUAUUUUAAAUGUUUAAAGAGAACCACCAUAUAAUGUUGCUAAACAUGAAAAAUGUCAUCAAGUGGAAUAAAGAAUAGUUGAAGUUAACAAUUGGGGGAAAUUGAACUGAAAACAAAAAUACGAGUAUUUUGAAACCUUUUCUUUACCAUGAGUCUCUUGACUAUGAAGUCAAAUUUAUCUAAAGGAAAAACAGGAAUUCUGGAGACCUGUGUAAAAGCAGACUAUUAUCUUCCUACUGUGAGUGUACUAAAAUUAAAAUAUGUUUAAUGACGUUUUCCUCAAUGUAGAAGUAUUGAAGUAAAUGUUUCUUUUAUGUUGCAGAUACAUAGUUGCUCUAGAGAUCACCUUUUUCUUUAGGCACUGUGAAUAGCAAGUCCGCAUCCUAAGCUGAAAAUAUUUGAGAAUCCUCUAUGGGAGUCUUUGUAAAUAUUUUAAAUACUGUUGUUUUCAAUAAAUAUUUUAUACUA
This is a messenger RNA of Chlorocebus sabaeus (green monkey), 4792 nucleotides long. NCBI's taxonomy places the organism in Eukaryota, Metazoa, Chordata, Mammalia, Primates, Cercopithecidae. The record is from RefSeq and is a predicted model, not a curated record.